AUGAACCCCGCCCACGCCCACGACGCCCAAAGCAAGCGGGACAUUCGCACGGCGCCCACGGGGGAAGCGGCGCCCGGGCGGGAGCACGAGGCGAGAGGCGAGGGCGGGGACGACGGCCGGGAAGCGAAGGACGCCGCCCCCGCACUCCUGACGGCGGGGCGGGCCUCCUCUCCGGGCGGCGGGGGUCAGGAGGGGCGUCCGAGGGGAGGGAGCCUGACGCUGCGAGGGGGCGGCGCCAGGGGAAGGCAGGUCGUCCUCUGCGCCGGCGUGGGGGGCGGAGAGAGGUCGUCCCUGUCGUUCCUGACGCACGACGACCUCAGGGCCUACGCCUACGAGGGGGACGCAUCGCCUUCAGGGUCACUCACCUCGACUGUCAUGGGCCUGAGGACGAGAUCGGUCGAGGAAGGCAGCGUGAAGCCCCUCUUGGUCGAGUACGAGGAGGUACUUGGCCUCCUGAACGACCUCCCAGACGCCUCUCGCCUCCCUCAGAUUCCUCAGAUCCCUCGACCACCUCCUGAAGCAGAGGAAGUCUUCCCGAAGGCGACGAUGACAACCAGUAAGGAUCCCACCGCUGUUGCCACAUCUGAAGACAAGGCGACGCCCCUGAACAACUCGAAUGGUAAACGUGAUGCUCAUGCGGGGAGUCUGACAUCCAGAGCAGCGAGAAAAGGGUGGAAGAACGUAUUUCCUUUCCGGUAGUGGAGAGGAAGACGGAGAGGGUGAAUGAGUGAAAGGGAGAG
Messenger RNA from Penaeus vannamei (Pacific white shrimp), 740 nucleotides. Lineage: Eukaryota; Metazoa; Arthropoda; Malacostraca; Decapoda; Penaeidae. The record is from RefSeq and is a predicted model, not a curated record.